Messenger RNA from Cyphellophora attinorum, 1089 nucleotides. Its product is annotated as General alpha-glucoside permease. The coding region runs from base 1 to 1089 and encodes 362 amino acids. Gene Ontology annotation, biological process: carbohydrate transport; transmembrane transport. Gene Ontology annotation, molecular function: carbohydrate:proton symporter activity. Gene Ontology annotation, cellular component: membrane. The record is from RefSeq and is a predicted model, not a curated record. The transcript is spliced from 2 exons. Lineage: Eukaryota; Fungi; Ascomycota; Eurotiomycetes; Chaetothyriales; Cyphellophoraceae.
AUGGAGAUGCCGAACCAUGGUGCGAAAGAGGCAUCUGUGCAUGAGGAUGUCAAUGUGAAGGCCACAAAGGUCGAUGAUCCCACCAAGAUAGAGCUCGAGCAGAUUGAAAACGCCGCUGAAUUGGACCAGGCUAUGCUUCUGGCUAAUGAGGCGGAACACAGCUUGAAAUUCUGGCAAGCCGUUCAACGAUACCCAAUGGCGACCUUAUGGGCAGCUCUUAUGUCGUUCACCAUCAUUAUGGAAGGGUACGACACUAUCCUUAUCAUCAACUACACAUCUUACCCCCCGUUCGUCGAACGCUUUGGCACCUACUACCCUUCGCUUGAUGCCAAAGUGAUUCCAGCACCGUGGCAAUCGGCCUUGUCUGUUGCCGGUUUCGUAGGAGCCGUAUUUGGACUCUUACUCAACGGCUACCUCACAGAACGUUUCGGGUAUCGCAAGGUCAUGCUCUCUUUCCUUUUCGCAUUGACGGGGACUAUCUUCAUUCCCUUCUUUGCGCAAAAUCUUGCAACCUUGACCGCGGGAAUGGUGAUUUGUGGCAUCCCCUGGGGCGUCUUCGCCAUGCAAGGGCCAUCUUACGCAUCAGAGGUGGUCCCGCUUCCCCUUCGCGGCGUUAUGACCUCUCUGGUGAAUCUCUGUUGGGUGCUCGGUCAGCUCAUUGCUGCAGGCGUCCUCCAGGGGCUUGUCAACGACAUCUCAGACCGUGGAUGGAGACUUCCAUUUGGACUCAUGUGGAUCUUCAUUCCGCUCAUGCUGGCUGUGGGCUUCUUUGCCCCGGACUCUCCCUGGUGGCUCGUACGAAAAGGUCGCCUAGCCGACGCCGAACAAGCCCUGCGACGACUUCAAGGCAAGGACACGCCUGAACAGAUCAGACUGAAACUCGCCAUGAUCGUGCAUACCAACAAAUUGGAACAAGCCAUGCAAACCCAGACGAGCUUCUGGCACUGCUUCAAAGGUGUCAACCUUCGUCGCACGGAGAUUGCUUGUAUCAUGGUGGCUGGUCAGGCACUCUCUGGACAAGUCUUUGGCGCGACCAAUGUCUACUUUUUUGUGCAGGCCGGCUGGGUGCUUCCAGCGCCUACAAGAUGA